Molecule: messenger RNA, 1332 nt
Organism: Athalia rosae (coleseed sawfly)
Lineage: Eukaryota; Metazoa; Arthropoda; Insecta; Hymenoptera; Athaliidae
Product: swi5-dependent recombination DNA repair protein 1 homolog
Exons: 3
Coding region: 131-847 (238 amino acids)
Biological process (GO): double-strand break repair via homologous recombination; positive regulation of DNA-templated transcription
Cellular component (GO): Swi5-Sfr1 complex
Source: RefSeq, a predicted model, not a curated record
UUACCGGCUUCAAAUGACGGCACUGUUUGUUUAUUUCUUAACUUCUUUAUUCGAAUCCCACAGGUGGAUUGAAAGAUUCCUUGCAUCCGAAGAACGUAUGAAUUUCUCUGGAUUCAUCUUGAUCUAGCAUAUGUAUGGAUUCAAAUACCUUGUAAUUACUUGUACAUCAAUAACAAGACAUGACAUUGUAGUCAAAGCUUUUGCGUCAACUGCAAUCCAGCAUUUCAUUUCAAUUAUCUACGCAACUGUCUCUGUGACAGAAUUUAUGAAGACAGCAGUUAUGGACGGAGAUGGUAAAUACAAUAAACCUUCUCCACUAAGAAACACCAAGGCUGCUAAUCGUCCUUUCCAAUCACCAUUGCGUUCUGUUCUAAGUCCACAUGGAAAAGUUGAUCCUCAAAUUAAGCAGCGAGAGACUUCAAAUCUUGAUUCAUCCCCAAUUACUUCAAGAACAGUUCCACAAAGAAGUAAAGCAACGGUCCAGUCAUCAGUUUUACAGAAAAGGAUCUGCUUAGAUGAUGAGCAAGAAAACCUCAUGAGCAAAGAGGAACGAUCAAUUAAUGAAGUUGAUCUUAAGGAAAUUGCUACAAGAAUACAGGAUAAGAAACUAAGGUUAGAAGAACUGCGGCGACAAUCGGUAUAUAAAAAAAAGCAUGACUCCACCGAUUUAGAAAAUCUGAUAAAAAGGUGGCUUCGAGGAUGUCAAGAGGCGCUUGUAGAGUUUCAUAAAGAUAUAUGUCGUAAAGGAGAAACCGCGGUAAGCAUGAGUAAGCUUUUAGAACAGCUAGGGAUUCCUCCUGAAUUGGUACAAUAUUCUAUUGAAGAUUGCGAUUUCGUGUACCCGUAAUUUGAAGGUCAUGGAAGUGUUGAAUUAUAUUCAAACCUCAACUAUAUUAUAUAUAUUAUAUAGGGCUAUUUAUUCGUUCAAUGAAUACCACCGUAUUGUUUUUUUUCUAAUCAUAUAACGAAACUUUGUUCUUUAUUUUAUUAUUACACUAUAACAUAAAUAUUUAAUAUUUGUGUGGUCUGAACGGGUGAUCUGGAUCAAACAGUAGCGGGUCCUUUACGUAGGCUACCUCUUUAAGGUAGUAUGGCAUGAGUCCUAAAUUAUAAAAUUUAUCUUUAAUUUCUGAAAAGAAGAUUGUCCGAGUCUAAAAAUAAGACAAAAGACUGUUUCUGACAGAGGUUGAUAUAUUGUUAAAAACCACUGUGCUAUACUGUGGUAUUAGUUGAAGUAAGACAACCCAAAGUUGAAAUCUAAUAUAUUGAAAGGUUGUUGAACAAAUUGAAGAAGUGUUGAAUAAAUUUUUCUACUCAAGGCGUUACUUGGAA